Molecule: messenger RNA, 2901 nt
Organism: Anopheles coluzzii
Lineage: Eukaryota; Metazoa; Arthropoda; Insecta; Diptera; Culicidae
Product: NHL repeat-containing protein 2
Exons: 2
Coding region: 1-2466 (821 amino acids)
Molecular function (GO): protein binding
Source: RefSeq, a predicted model, not a curated record
AUGUUUGUUGUUUUGCUGCGUCGUUUCUCGCGAGCUGGUGCGAUCCGUCAAACGCCUGCUGCAUUCCGAUGUGAAACGUCACCGAUCAAAACAAUCGCUGCUGCUGCCGUGCGUGAAAGUUCCCGAUCCCAUCAUCACCUUAUCCAGCGAACGUUUCCCCACCUCCUUCACCACCCGAGCGUCGCCGUCAAGAUAGGUACCAGGAUGAGCUCGUCGCCCGAGGGUCAGGACGCGAUGGAGGUCUUGGCCUGCAACAGCAACCAGCUGGCGGAGGAUCUGUACGCGGCCGGCAGCAAUGCGGGCAGGCGGCAGAAGCUCGUCCACGACUACCUGAAGGUGGCCGACCGGGACGGCAAAAGCGUGACGGCCGAGUUUCCGGACGGCCUGGACUGGUUCAACGUGACGGAGCCGCUAACGCUGCAGGGAUCGCUGCGCGGCAAGGUCGUGGUGCUGGACUUCUUCACCUACUGCUGCAUCAACUGCAUGCACAUCCUGCCGAACCUGAAGCGGCUCGAGCAUCUGUACCCGAUCGAGGAGGGGCUGGCCGUGGUCGGCGUGCACAGCGCCAAGUUCCGGAACGAGAAGGACUCCGCCAACAUCCGGGCGGCGGUCGAGCGGUACGAAAUUUCGCACCCCGUCGUGAACGACAACGUGUCGGCGAUGUGGCGCAAGCUGCGCGUCCAAUGCUGGCCCACGCUGAUGAUCCUCGGACCGCGGGCCAACCCGCUGUUUGUGAUCAUGGGCGAGGGCAAUUACGAGGACCUGAAGCUGUACGUCGGCAGUGCGAUCCGGUUCUACAGGGAGAAGGGCGAGAUAAAGCGCCAUUCGCUGCCGAUCAACCUGGUCAGCAGUGGGGCGAUUGCGUCCAACAUGAAGUACCCGGGCAAGGUCGCGUGCUCCGUGCCGACCGGUGCGGGCGGCAGCGAGGAGCAACUGUUUGCCGUUUCGGAUUCGGGCAACCAUCGGGUGCUGAUCGUCGACAGUGCUGGCACGGUGCUGCACAAGGUGGGCGGCAAGCAGAGCGGCUUCGUGGACGGUAAUUUCACCAAGGCACGGUUCAACGCCCCGCAGGGUGUGGCGUUCCAGGGCACGGACGUGGUGUUUGUGGCGGACAACGAAAACCAUGCCGUGCGGCGUAUCGACCUGAAGGCGCGGCUCGUCAGCACCAUCGCUGGCAAUGGCACGCAGGGGAACGACCGCACCGGGGGGAAGGUGGGUCGAGAGCAGCUGCUGUCCUCGCCGUGGGAUGUGGCCGUGUACUCGACGCGCGAUCUGGACAUGUCGUUCCAUGCGGACGAGGCGAGCGCACCGCCGUCCAAGGACGUGCUGUUGAUAGCGAUGGCCGGCAUUCACCAGAUCUGGGCCCUCUUCCUGCAGGACACCAUCUGGUGGAAGUUCAAGAAGUACGGUGCCGGAACGUGCUGGGCUAUUGCGGGCAACGGCCACGAGCAGAACCGCAACACAUCGUACCCGCAGAGUGCGGCGUUCGCGCAACCGUCCGGGUUGGCGAUAAAUCGAACGGCGAAGGAGGUCUAUCUUGCGGACAGCGAAAGUUCGGCGAUCAGGAAAAUUUCACUUGCCGAUGGCAAAGUGAUGGCCGUGGCCGGGGGCGAUCGUAAUCCAUUGGAUCUGUUCGCUUUCGGCGAUGUGGAUGGAAAGCAGUACGGGGCCAAGUUUCAGCACCCGCUCGGUGUAGCCUACAACCCACAGGACGGCUUCAUCUACUUCGCCGAUACGUACAAUCACAAGAUUAAGAAAAUCGACGCCGCAACGAACUGUGCCACGACGUGCGAGUUCCGUGAAGCGAACGGUGCAGUUAGACGCUUCAACGAACCGGCCGGCCUGUGUUUGGACCGCUCCGGGCAGCUGCUGUACAUUGCCGACACCAACAACCACGAGCUGCUGGUGGCCAACCUUACCGACUGUACCAUCCGUCCGCUGAAGUUAAAUUUCCGCGUGCCGGAAGAGCUGGACAGUGUGGCGGGCGAAGCGGAGCAAGAAGGUCGCCGUUCCGGCACACUGACCCUGAAGCCUGCGCGUCCAAUCACAAUGCAUCCCAACGCGGGUCAGAGCUCCCUCCGGUUGACGUUUAAUUUCACCUUCCCCGAGCAAACGACCAAGCUGACCGAGGGCGCACCACAACAAUGGUCCCUGGAGCUGCCGGCCGGUGGAUGGAGUUGUGACAGUACCAAGGGCACGAUCGAUACGAAAACGCUUCAGCUGCUGAUUGCACUUCCGCCCGGGAACGACGCAACGAAUGGCAACGAACCGUCGAAUCCGGUCGCGCUUACCUUCAAGCUGAACCUCUGCGAAGGGGACAUUUGCUUCCCGAAAGAGUUUGUCGUGCUGCUGGAGGUGCAAUACUCGGCGUCCGAAGCGGGCCACCCAAAUGUGGACCGUUACGAUGCGCAGGAAACGUACGAGCUGCAGCUGUCCCGCAAAACGGUAGCGCUGCAGCAGCCCUAAGUAAGCUGCUAUUAAGCGCAUCCGGCACAACGAACAAAAGCGCUCUUUUUAAUGUUUUUACCUUCGAGUCGUAGGAUACAUCACGGGACGAUGUAGUUGCAUUUGUUAUAGUCAUUUAAUUAGUAAGAGUUGGUGGCACAUGCAGCAGCAUGUGUACCUUCCCUUGGGUGUUGCAUCUAUUGUGGUAGUUUUUUUGAUUUCGUUAAACUUUUGAUAUCUUUUUUGCCUUCAUCAAUCAUCAUCUGCAGCUGCAGCUUUACGGCUGGAUUUCAGGGAACACGAACACGAUGAACUGCACCGCACAGUGUUUCUCGAACAUGCAAUCGACAAUCUGAUGCCUCAACGACUUGCGUUCGGAUAGAUUUUCAAACAAUACAAAACCGCACUGUCGACCAAAUGGUGUCUAAAUAAAAAAAGCUUCCAAGAUAACAUAAA